AUGGGAUUUAUAAGCUUGAAAUAUUUGUCCUUGUUCUUCAUGUCCAUUUUGUUCUUUCAUUCUUCAUAUAAAAGGUAUUAUAUUAAAUGUCACGAUAUAUAUAUUAGCAAUAUAUUAAUUAGUAAUUCUUCUUUUAUAUUUAAUAAAAAUAUUUAUGUAUACAAUAUACUAGUUAAUGAUGACGAAAUUAAUAUUAGCCCAUUUUUAAAUAUAUGGGAAGAUUUUCUAUAUAAAAAUGAAUCUUUACAAAGUGAACCUUUUUAUGAAGAAAAUACCUUAGAAUAUGUUAACAAUAUAUCACAAUCUCUUGAAAGAGAUGAAUUAUAUUUAAAGAAAUAUUAUAUUCAUAUAAAUAAUAAAAAAAUUAAUUUUUAUGAUAUCCCUUAUACUCUUUCUCUUGAACAACAUUAUGAAAAUAAAAAUAUUAGAAUAACUAUAUUUUACGAAUAUAUUAAAACAUAUACUAUUAAUAUUGUUAGAGAAAACAAAUAUAUUAAUCAUAAUUUCACAUCUUAUUUUUAUCUAGAUAAUAUACAACUAUUUAAUGAUGAAACGAAAGAAUAUAUACCUUUAAAUAAAAAAUUUAAAUAUAAUGAUAAUUUCUAUUAUGCAAGUGUAGACGAAAAAGUACAUACCAUACUAGUAAAAGGUUUAUGCUUUAAUAGUCAGAUGUAUGUAAAGGACAAUGAAAUAUAUGAUAAUUUUCUUUUUUUAUUAAAUCAAAAAAUAUAUAGUAACGUAUUAAUUAUUGAAUGUAGACGCUAUGAAUAUUAUGAUGACCAGUCAGCUAUAGUACAAAAGAAAAAAAACAGCCAUUUGUUGAAUAAUUUUUUUAAAAAAAAGUUAAAAUCAAAGAUCAUAUAUAAUAAUAAUCAUAAUAAUGGAAAUAAUGACACUGUAAAAAGUAAAAAAGGGAUAUAUGAAUAUAUACAAGAUGUUAAAGAUAAAUAUCAAAAAUAUUUAUCUCCAUAUAAAGAAGAAAAUGGACAGGAUAAAGUUCAAAGGGAUAAAACAAAAAGUACAUCAAAUGAUAAUAUGUAUAUUAGUACAUAUAAUAAUACAAAUCACAACAACAACAAUAAUAAUAAUAAUAAUUAUUAUAAUAAUAAUAGUAAUAGUAGUAGUAGUACUACUAGCAGUAGUAACAGUACUUAUAAUAUAUAUAAAGACACAUACACCUUCGAAAAAAAUUCACAUAAAACUAAACAAAACAAUUCAACAUAUUUCAAUGAUUAUAAUAUGACAAACAAAAAUAAGGAUAAUAUUAUAUAUCCACAUAUAUCUAGUAGAAAUACAUCAAAUAAUGAAAAUUUUAAAGUUAAAAAAAUAUAUAGAAUUUUUUAUUAUAUUAAUAUAUUUUAUAAUAUAAAUAUAGAAAUACCAAAAUAUCUAUAUAAUAUUAUAGAAGGAAAUACAUGCAUCUUAAAUUAUACAAAAUACAAAAAAAAUGAUAUAAUAAUUAAUGAAUAUAUAUGUAAUAAUUUUCAAAAUUAUAUUUCAUCAUUCUAUUUUGAUAUUAACAAUAAAUUAUUUGCUUUUAUAAAAGUAGAUAAACAAAAAAAUAUACAAAGACUUCUACAUAAUUUUCUUGAAACAUACUUUAACUUUUCAUCAAACAUAUAUUUAUAUCUUCAAUCUUUUAAUGAUCAACAAAUUAUUAAAAUUAAUUUCAAAACAAAUAAAUCAUCUAUUCUAUUCUAUACUAAAUGUAUUGUUAUUCUUUUAGUCUUAUGUUCUAUUUUUAUAUUCAUAUAUAACUUUUGCUCAAACUAA
This is a messenger RNA of Plasmodium gaboni, 1773 nucleotides long. RefSeq lists its product as hypothetical. Bases 1 to 1773 code for a protein of 590 amino acids. NCBI's taxonomy places the organism in Eukaryota, Apicomplexa, Aconoidasida, Haemosporida, Plasmodiidae. The transcript has a single exon. The record is from RefSeq and is a predicted model, not a curated record.